Hylaeus anthracinus is the source of this 4721-nucleotide messenger RNA. It is a transcript of the gene DNApol-alpha180, whose product is annotated as DNA polymerase alpha catalytic subunit. Gene Ontology annotation, cellular component: alpha DNA polymerase:primase complex. The transcript is spliced from 22 exons. Bases 136 to 4575 code for a protein of 1479 amino acids. The record is from RefSeq and is a predicted model, not a curated record. NCBI's taxonomy places the organism in Eukaryota, Metazoa, Arthropoda, Insecta, Hymenoptera, Colletidae. Gene Ontology annotation, molecular function: purine nucleotide binding; single-stranded DNA binding; pyrimidine nucleotide binding. Gene Ontology annotation, biological process: mitotic DNA replication initiation; DNA replication; lagging strand elongation.
GAUAGAGCUCCCGCCAAAAUUACUAAACUUUAUCUGCCAUUGAAACCUGAAACCACUGAAUUUCUCUUCUUCGUUCUCUGCGAAUAUAUACAACUUUACUUUUAAGAGUGUUAUUUAUAAUAUUGUACAGAAAAUAUGAGCAACGUAGAAUCAUCCUCAACGGGUAGAGCUAAGCGACAAACAACUGAUAAAACUGGAAGACUGUCAGCCUUAGAAAAAUUGAGACAGUUAAAAGGUAGUAAACACAAAUACGAGGUUGAUGAACUGGAAAACGUUUAUGAAGAAGUAGAUGAAAAAGAAUACUCUCGCACAGUAAUAAAAAGGCAACACGAUAACUGGAUCAUCGAUGAUGGAGAAAGCGGUUACGUGGAAGAUGGGAGGGAAAUUUUUGAUGAUGAUUUGGAUGAUGAAAGUAUACAAGAAGCGAGAAAGCAGAAGAUGGUUGGACCAAGGAAGAGUAAAAAAGAUAGCGUUAAAAAGAGAGGAACUAUUCAAAAUAUGAUAAUGAAUAUGCCUACAAAGAAGAAAGCUGAUGUUGGACAGAACGAUGAUGAUAUUUUAAAAGACUUGAUGUCCGACUUGAAGAAGAGCGCGACACCGAAAAAACCUGAAUCAAGAACUCCUAGAAACAAAUUUUCGCUGGCUUCUCAUGCAAAUAACACAAGCACUUGUACAGAAAAAAGUAUGCAAUCUUUCCCUGAACAUAAAAGAGUACAAAAUGACACGGAUGUUGACGAUUUAAGAAUAUUUGACUGUCCAAAGAAGCAACAUGAAAAUUCACAAACUGACUCAACUUGUCAAUUAAAGAAUAUUAAUUUAGAUCAAAGUACCAGUCAGAACAUUAUAGAUGAUGAAGUUACAGAUCAAUUGAAAACUAUAGCACCAGAUGUACAUGCAAAUAAAGAUGUUAAGGAAAAAAGCAGCAGUCAAAUAAUUCAAGAUGACAGUGAAGAUCUUAGUCAAUUUGUUGGCGACUUCUGUAAUGCAGAUUUCGAAAAUGAAAAUAUAAAUUACGUUGAAAAAUCAGUGCCAUCCGUCGAUAAGGGAAACAAAUAUUAUAAACCACUUAUUCAAACAAAAAAUAAGGACAUUGAAAACGAAAUGCUUGAAUCUGAAAUCUUUAAUAAAAUAUUGGAUACAGAAUUUACAAUGCAGACAUCAGAUAUCGAAGUAUCCGUAGACGCUACAGAGUUACCUUUACCGCUUAUAACUAAUGGGAACAAAGAAGAAGUAUUUAGAUUCUAUUGGUGGGACGCAUACGAAGAUCCUUUUAAACAACCCGGAGUUGUAUAUCUAUUUGGAAAAGUUUUUGUUCCAUCUAUAAAAGCAUAUUGUUCUUGUUGUUUAACAGUAAAAAAUAUUCCGCGAAGAAUUUAUCUUCUUCCUAGAGUACACAUAAAAACAUCUUCUAAGGAAAGCGACGAAGAACCAAAAUUAAAUACAAUGGAAGAUGUAUAUAAAGAAUUUAAUGAGUUUGCAAACAAAUCGGGAAUAAAAGAAUUUCGUUGUAGUACAGUUACGAAACAUUAUGCUUUCGAACAAGAGGGUACACCAGCACAGUCCGAGUACUUGGAAGUUAGAUAUUCUGCGCAUUACCCAGCUAUGGCUCCUGAUUAUACCGGACCAUCGGUUGAGCGUGUUUUUGGAACGACAGUAAAUUCUUUAGAACUGCUACUGAUAGAAAGAAAUAUCAAAGGUCCUUGUUGGCUAGAUAUUAAAUGCCCACUGCCAACUGGCGUACAGACUAGUUGGUCCAAAAUAAAAGUAAAUUGCAUGAAAAUGGAGAACAUAUCUGUUUCUUCUGAAUUUGAGUCGUUGCCACCGUUAGUGAUAACAACGCUGAAUGUACGGACAUCUUUAAACUCUAAAUCACAACAAAACGAAGUAAUCAUGAUCGCAAUACUUACACAUUACAAAUAUCACGUUGAUAAAGAACCGCCUAAACCAGCAUUUCAACAACAUCUUUGCUUGAUCACUCAUCCGCGCGACACCCCUUGGCCGCGACAAGCACGAGAAACGCUCUCAAAUAUUUCAUAUACGAAAGUAAUGAAAUUCGAAACCGAAAUGGAUUUACUUGAAGAAUUUUUAACGAUAAUGAACACAACAGAUCCUGACUUAUUAAUCGGAUACGAUUGUGGCUUUCAGUUUGAUAUAUUAAUGCACAGAAUAUUCACUUUAAAGGUUUCGAAUUGGAGUAGAUUUGGAAGACUGAAGCGUACCGCGCCUCCUCUUUUUAAGGGAAAGAUAAAUUUGAACCAAGUGUUAGCUGGUCGUCCUAUGUGCGAUAUACAAGUGUCAGCUAAAGAAUUGAAUCUGAAAGUCAGAAGUUACGACUUGCAGUCUCUCUGUACAGCGGUAUUGAAGAAAAAGGAAAGCGAAUGUAAAGAGAUAAAACCUGGGGAAAGCUCGUCGUUUUAUAGCACAACAGAUAAAAUAGAUAAUUUAAUUAAAAUAACAUUAACGGAAGCAUUAUAUAUUUUAUCCAUUGUAUUCGAGCUGAAUGUUGUGCCACUCGCGCUACAAAUUACAUGCAUCGCUGGGAAUGUUAUAUCGAGAACGCUAACAGCAGGACGCGCAGAGAGGAACGAAUACUUAUUAUUGCAUGCUUUCCAUUUGAAACAUUAUAUAACGCCAGAUAAACGAAUUACACAAAAGGGGAAAAAUGCUGAGAAGAAAGAAAAUACUGGAAGAAAGAAGGCAGCUUACGCUGGUGGUCUAGUUUUGGAGCCAAAAAAGGGAUUUUACGACAAACUUAUUUUAUUGAUGGAUUUUAACUCUUUGUAUCCUAGUAUAAUUCAAGAGUACAAUUUAUGUUUCACGACCGUACCCGGCGCUGCAUACGUUGACAGCGAGGAUUUGUCAUUGCCCGAGUCGAACUUAGAGCCUGGAGUAAUUCCAACGGAAAUUCGUAAAUUGGUCGAAAGCAGAGUAGAAGUGAAAAAAUUAAUGAAAUCUCCAAAUAUUUCACCUGAAUUGAAAAUGCAAUAUAAUAUUAGGCAAUUGGCUUUGAAACUUACAGCUAAUUCUAUGUAUGGUUGCUUAGGUGCAACUCACUGUAGAUUUUAUGCCAAAGGACUUGCUGCCCUGGUUACAGCGAAAGGUAGAGAAAUUUUGCAAAAUACAAAAAGUCUCGUUGAAAAAUUGAAUUACGAAGUCAUAUACGGAGACACCGACUCUAUUAUGAUCAAUACGAAUUUAUUAGAGUACGAGGAAGUUUUCUCUGUUGGCAAAAAGAUCAAACAAGAGGUGAACAAAUUAUAUAAACGAGUGGAAUUAGAUAUCGAUGGUGUCUUCCGCUAUUUACUACUUUUACAGAAGAAAAAAUAUGCCGCAGUAACGAUGACAAAAUUACCUAACGGGCAGAUAGAAUUAACGCAAGAACAUAAGGGUUUAGAUAUCGUGAGAAGGGAUUGGUGUCAGUUAGCUUGCGAUAUUGGAAGAAAAAUUUUGGAUCAACUUCUUUCCGAUCAGUCGAACGAAAACCGAUUAGAACAAAUUUUCAAUAUAUUACAAAACGUCGCGAAAAGCGUUCGAGAAAAUCAAGCUUCUUUGUCGUCGUUGGUUAUUACAAAACAAUUAUCGAAAAAUCCAAAUGAAUAUCCAGAUACUAAACAAGCCCACGUGCAAGUAGCGUUAAGAUUAAACAAAGAAGGUGGUAGAAUGUGGAAAGCUGGAGAUACUGUUCCGUACAUUAUAUGCGACGAUGGGACACAGAAAUCUGCAACUGAGCGAGCAUAUCACAUCGACGAAUACAAAAAGAGCGAUUCUUUAAAAAUAGAUGUUAGCUACUAUUUACUGAGUCAAGUUUUCCCUAUCGCUUUACGAAUCUGCGAACCAAUCGAAGGGAUCGAUGACGUUCUACUGGCCGAAAAUUUAGGUUUGGAAAAUGUGUAUAAAUCUAAGAGAUUGAUACACGAAGAAGAGAACAACGAUAUCCCACUGUUAGUGAACGACGAUAGAUUUAGAUAUUGUCUUCCCCUGAAAUUUAAUUGUACAGAUGAGAAAUGCCAAUCUGAGAUUAUACUCAAAGAUGUUGUCAUCGAAACACAAAUUGGUAAACAAUUAUCGUUAGCUGCAUGUUCAAAUCCAGAUUGUACAGUAAAACCGUGGAUGUACGCUAAUGUUAUACAGAACGCAAUGCUACUCGCUGUGCGAGAAUCAGUUACCGAAUAUUACGGUGGUUGGUUAGAGUGCGAAAAUCCAUUGUGCGCCGAAAGGACACAAACACUUCCGCUAGGUUUUCAUAGAAAAUAUCCAACGUGCAGGAAAUGUAGAGACGCUGAUUUACACAGAGUAUUUUCAGAAACGAAGCUUUACAAUCAGAUGUGCUUUUACCUUCAUCUUUUCGAUGUGAGUCAGUCAAAUUAUAAAAAUCUGUUAUCUCAGUAUCCGCAAAGUAUGAGAACAGCGUAUGAUUCUUUAAAAGAAGCAAUGGAAAAGAUAUUGAGGCGCAAUGCGUUUUCCGUUGUGUGUUUGGAUUCCAUAUUUUCGAGUAUUAAUUCGCAACAUAAAUCGUCAGGUUUAAAUAAUGGUACUCUAGAUAUAUCGGACGCAUCAGACGACGAAGUAAUUUGAAAGUUUUAACAUUUUACCGGAUGAUCAGAAUGGAUGAAACUAAUUCCUAUAAACGCGUCUUAUCGAUCUAAUUUUAUAUUUAUUUUUUAUAUCGAUAUCGUUUUAUCUAUUCGUUAAUUAUUUACCAAAAUUGAAAUACUAAUUAU